GGCGGUGACGUGACGUGCUGACGGCGGGCCCGUGCCGGGGAGCUGGGCCGCUUUUUGUCAGCUCCGAGCUCGGCCCCUCCUCCCUCCCUCCGCCCGCCCCACCAGCCGGAGCCCGGCCCAGUGCUCCAGAGAAAGGCCGGCCUGCAGCACCCGCCACCGUCGGCAACCGUCUGCACGCCAGUCCGGAUCUGUGACUGAUGAGAAUUAAAGGCCAUGGAUGAAGAUGGACUUGAAUUACAACCACAAGAGCCAAACUCGUUUUUUGAUGCGACAGGAGCUGAUGCUGCACACAUGGAUGGUGAUCAAAUUGUUGUGGAAGUUCAAGAAACUGUUUUUGUUUCAGAUGUUGUGGAUUCAGACAUAACUGUGCAUAACUUUGUCCCUGAUGACCCAGACUCAGUUGUUAUCCAAGAUGUUAUCGAGGACGUUGUUAUAGAAGAUGUCCAAUGCCCAGAUAUCAUGGAAGGAGCAGAUGUAUCUGAAACAGUCAUCAUUCCUGAGCAAGUGCUGGACUCAGAUGUAACUGAAGAAGUUGCUUUAGCACAUUGCACAGUCCCAGAUGAUGUUUUAGCUUCUGACAUUACUACAGCCUCAAUGUCUAUGCCAGAACAUGUCUUGACAAGUGAAUCUAUACAUGUGUCCGAUGUUGGACAUGUUGAGCAUGUGGUUCAUGAUAGUGUAGUAGAAGCAGAAAUUGUCACUGAUCCUCUGACCACUGAUGUAGUUUCAGAAGAAGUUUUGGUAGCUGACUGUGCCUCUGAAGCGGUCAUAGAUGCCAACGGGAUCCCUGUGGACCAACAAGAUGAUGACAAAAACAACUGUGAGGACUACCUUAUGAUCUCCUUGGAUGAUGCUGGGAAAAUAGAACACGAUGGUUCCUCUGGAAUGCCCAUGGACGCAGAGUCGGAAAUUGAUCCUUGUAAAGUGGACGGCACUUGCCCUGAAGUCAUCAAGGUGUACAUUUUUAAAGCUGACCCUGGAGAGGAUGACUUAGGUGGAACUGUAGACAUUGUGGAAAGUGAGCCAGAAAAUGAUCAUGGAGUUGAGCUACUUGAUCAGAACAACAGUAUUCGUGUUCCUAGGGAAAAGAUGGUUUAUAUGACUGUCAACGACUCUCAACAAGAAGAUGAAGAUUUAAAUGUUGCUGAAAUUGCUGAUGAAGUCUAUAUGGAAGUGAUUGUAGGAGAGGAGGAUGCUGCAGCUGCCGCUGCAGCCGUACAUGAACAGCAAAUAGAUGACAAUGAAAUCAAAACCUUUAUGCCAAUUGCAUGGGCAGCGGCUUAUGGUAAUAAUUCUGAUGGAAUUGAAAACCGGAAUGGCACUGCCAGUGCCCUCUUGCACAUAGAUGAGUCUGCUGGCCUCGGCAGACUGGCUAAACAAAAACCAAAGAAAAGGAGAAGACCUGAUUCCAGGCAGUACCAAACAGCAAUAAUUAUUGGCCCUGAUGGACAUCCCCUGACUGUCUAUCCUUGCAUGAUUUGUGGAAAGAAGUUUAAGUCCAGAGGUUUCUUGAAAAGGCACAUGAAAAACCAUCCUGAGCACCUUACCAAGAAGAAGUACCGCUGUACUGACUGUGACUACACUACCAACAAGAAGAUAAGUUUACACAACCACAUGGAAAGUCACAAGCUGACCAGCAAGACGGAGAAAACCAUCGAAUGUGAUGAGUGUGGAAAGCAUUUCUCUCAUGCUGGGGCUUUGUUUACUCACAAAAUGGUGCAUAAGGAAAAAGGAGCCAACAAAAUGCACAAGUGCAAAUUCUGUGAAUAUGAGACAGCUGAACAAGGGUUAUUGAAUCGCCACCUUUUGGCAGUCCACAGCAAGAACUUUCCUCACAUUUGUGUGGAGUGUGGUAAAGGCUUCCGUCAUCCAUCAGAGCUCAAAAAGCACAUGCGAAUCCAUACUGGUGAGAAGCCAUACCAAUGCCAGUACUGCGAAUACAGGUCUGCAGACUCUUCUAACUUGAAAACGCAUGUGAAAACUAAACAUAGUAAAGAGAUGCCAUUCAAAUGUGACAUUUGUCUCCUGACAUUUUCGGAUACCAAAGAGGUACAGCAACAUGCUCUUAUCCACCAAGAAAGCAAAACACACCAGUGUUUGCAUUGCGACCAUAAGAGUUCGAACUCAAGUGACUUGAAACGACACAUUAUCUCAGUUCACACAAAGGACUACCCCCAUAAGUGUGACAUGUGUGAUAAAGGCUUUCACCGGCCUUCAGAACUCAAGAAACACGUGGCUGCCCACAAGGGUAAAAAAAUGCACCAGUGUAGACAUUGUGACUUUAAGAUUGCAGAUCCAUUUGUUCUAAGCCGCCAUAUUCUCUCAGUUCACACAAAGGAUCUUCCGUUUAGGUGUAAGAGAUGUAGAAAGGGAUUUAGACAACAGAAUGAGCUUAAAAAGCAUAUGAAGACACACAGUGGCAGGAAAGUGUAUCAGUGUGAGUACUGUGAGUAUAGCACUACAGACGCCUCCGGCUUUAAACGGCACGUCAUUUCCAUUCACACAAAAGACUAUCCGCACCGAUGUGAGUACUGCAAGAAAGGGUUCCGAAGACCUUCCGAGAAGAACCAGCACAUUAUGCGACAUCAUAAAGAAGUUGGCCUGCCCUGAUGAUACUUCUACGGAGAUACUGGCCUUGAAGAAGAAAGUUAAUUUUAAAGCCAAUUAGUGUCGUUCACAUAUAAUACUGUAUAUUGAUUUACGCUGUGUACAAAUAGAGUUAAUGCUUCUAGUUGACUUGGUUUUUUACAUUUUGUUCAGUAGUGUGUUCUGAAUUCUAUUCAGUUUGUUUAAUAAUUGGGGAAAAGCAGCAACAAACCUGUUGCUUUUAAUAAAAUAAUCCCUGAUUCUAUACUGAAUUUUUCUAUCUUAGAAGUUUUAUAUUUAUUUAAAUAUUUACCUUGCUUAUCUUGAUGGUACUCUUCUAAGACCAUUUAAUUAACUUGAGGUAACUUUAGAUUGGUAAUUCUGAAAGUUUUCAUGUUGAUUCGUCCCCCCCCCCGCCCCCUGGAUUUCUCACAAUGGAAUUGUCAGCGGCAUCUACUAAUAUCAAUGGGAGAUUUUACAGUCAGGUCUAGCUCUCAUAACAUGGAAAUCCUUUACUUGUCUUAAUAUUUUCAGAUCAUACAGCAGUGAAGUUUCCAUUUGAGCUUUUGUGUCCCUGGCUUCGCUGAGUACAGAACAGUGGCUGGGUUCGUGUUUACUUUUCAUUUUGUUCAGCAGACAAAAUACACUUUUGCCUUUCUUUGGACUAUUUACAUCUUUUGUCAGUGUAGUAAGCUUUUAGAAAACCUUUUUGAGCAAUUUGGCUUGCUCCUGUUGUAAUUUGAUUCUUCUGUCUGUGCUGCUUUGUCUUGGAAUGGUUGUGUGCUAUAAUGAGACUUACCGAGGAUUGCAUUUUGGAAUCUGCUAGAGGUAAUUCCUGGCUCAUAGAAUCUUUUGCAACUUUAUAUAUGUAAAUGUACCCUGAUUUAUAUAUAUACACGCAUAUAUAUAUAUAACACAUGUAUCUGUGUGUAUCGCUUAUUUUACAUAUUUAAACACACAACCCCCAAGUAGUAGUUGUUUAAAAUCUAUAAUGAAAAGUAUUAAACUUACAGUAACAUGAAAGAUCCAGGGAUGCAUGAGAGAGCAUUUUGUAAGUCAUGCUCUUCAGAGAGACUACUCAGGUGAAGAAUUAGAAGGAAAAUAAGGACACUAGUAUUUUUAAAGAGUAAAGGUAUUUUCUUUUAAAUAUCUUUGGUAAUUGAAAAAUAGAAGUUAAUACGUUUCUAGAUAGAAUGUUUUCGUACAAUUUCAGCUCCAUGCCUUUAUAUUUUUUUGAAAAGCUAAUGAGUAUCCAGCUGUAACUCCUUCAGUUCUCUCUGACAAGCCUGAGAGAGAGAAUUCUGUCUCACUAAGUGAGGGAGACAGAGAGAGAGAGAAAGAGAUGGCUCUAAGGACCAGAGAACUGGUGCUAAUUACAAGUUACACUUGGCAAAUGCAGCCUGCUGUGUUUCACAGUUAAGGUUAGCAAACUUUAAACACCUUUAAAACACUCAAGUUGGCUUUGAUUAGAAGAUGAAGGUGGGUUUCAAGUGUAUAAGGAAAGUCUGAGGCCUUAUUUGGAACAUCACCAAGUCUUUGACAGUUCUGUUUUUCUUUGUGAGUUGGCAUCUUUAACAGAUAGGCCUGAAUCAGUUAUAAAUUCGUAGAAUGAUCUGUUGAUUAGAAUUUGGUUAAGAUGACUUGGAGAACAGGAUAGUUUUGGGAGGAGUCCCUUAGAUUGGCUGUUGGCACACAUGUAUCUGGCGCAUCAUGGGAGAUUUAGAAAUUUUCUUCCCACUUGAUAGCUGCCUUGCCACCUCAUCAUGGUGCUCCAUCCAUUUGUGCCAUUAGGCUCUUACAUCACAUCUUUCUCUUUGCCAUCCAUAUUUGUAUUCAAGAGAUGUAUUUUUAGAGUUAGAAAUCCAAAUAUUUGAUGUUUGGCAAGCUUCUAAAGUGCUGGAUUGAUUAAGUAUGAUUCUAAGUCAGGUUUUUUUAGGCUGUUUAUGAACUCCAGCCUAAGUGCCAGUUAAAGUCAAGGCAUUGGUUUUCCCCAGCCUAUCCUAUAGGGAAUUCCUCUGCCUCCUUGGCCCCCAUUCAAGCUUUUUUUUCUUUGAUGUAGUUAAUUUACAGCUAUAUGAGUCAUUGCCCCACAUUCUUGAAAGUUCUGUUUUUUUGUGAAAACCUUUCAAAUCUCCCUUAAUUUUUAUUUUCCCCAGAAAUGAUAUAAAAGAAGACACUUGAAGUAGAAAUUUAUUAAUUUUAAACAUCUGUACACAUUCAGAAAAUGUAAAUGAUUGGGUCGUUUAUAUAUUUUUAAAUAAACUGAAAGAUAACAUAACACUUUACAUACUUUAUAUUUCUCUUAUGUAAUCUGGAAUCCUACCACAGUUCUUUUCUUUUUAAAGCACAACAUUGAAACCUUUAAAAGGUAUUUAAGGGUUUGGUCAAGUGAAUAUGAAAUGUAUCUGUCUGUAUAAAGAGAAAAUGAAAUUGUAGUCACUGUUAUGUACUGACAUUAGUUACAACCUAGUUUUAAUUCUUAAAACAAUUUUGAUUAGCAAAGCUAAAAAAUGGAUGUUUCAGUUAAAUGUUUUAAAGAGGUACAGAUUUUUACAAGGACAUAAUAUAAGUUAUUGUUCUGUAGAAAUAUUAAAUAUUGUAUGACCCUCCCUCUGUAUACUUUGUAUAAAAAUACAUAAAAAGAAAAUCAUAUAGGGAUGUGUGACAUUAUUGUAAUUGUGUACUUGAGAAUAACGUGCAAAAAUAAAAAUCAGAUAUUUUCCUGUUAAUAAAUGUUUAGUCUAUUUGAUACCAAUACUAAGUUAAUGCUUUUUCUUAAAAAAAAUGUACAGUUUUUGUAAACCUAAUAAGCAUCAAAAGCAUUCGAUUAUUUUCACCCCUUUUCUUAAUUCCUUUUAUGCAGCAGUGGAAUGCAAAAUGCUUGAUUGCUUUGAAUUUUGUGACUUGGAUGCAAAUACUGAUAAUAUUUCAGUCCUGUGAAUUUGCAAGUAAUAUUGCAGAGAAGUUAAGAGGUGAUUGGUGAGUCCUUUGAUGAGCAUGUCCUUAACUGAUUUUUUUUCUUUUUAUAAAGGAUUUAUUUUAUUAGCAUCUCCAAUCCCCUAGAGAUAAAAUUACCCAUGCAUGAAGUGUUUUUGAGAGCACUUAAGAAUAAAUUUCCAAAUCCACAGUGCACUUACUCAGAGGGGGCUGCCCCAUUUCCACUGCAAAAGUCUUUCCUUGAGUUAUCUCCUUGUGCCCAGUUCAGAGGGCACCAGAGGAUGCUAAUAGCACUAGAUGAUGGUGGUUGUCCUAGUAAAAAUCCGAAGUUAAGUAGAAGUUAUCAGGAGUCCAGAUAGGUUUCACCACUACUGAUUUCAAAGAUGAGAUUAUGCAUAGUUUGUCACCUGUAGGAACAAGUGUUUGUCUGAUGGUUGAAACAAUAAGUAAUCAAAAUGUUAGGGAAAUGACCAAGAGAAUGUGGAAUCAUUUCAUGAUGAAAAUCUGGGCUGGCAAAUGACAGGUGAUCCCAGACAGAUAACGUGCUACUCUGUUUUGCUGAUAAUCUCAAUGUUGCUUACACGUUUUAGGAUUUCUAUAAGGAAAAGCAUGACCAUUCUGAUAUUUCAGGGCAGUAAUUUUCAGUGUUGCUUGGUAGCACUGGCAGCAUUGAUUGCUUGGAACUUUGUUAAAGAUGCGAAUUCUCACCCCUGCCCAGUCUUGCUGUUUUGGGAGACAAGGCAUGGGGCAUUACAAAAUACAGGUUUUAACAUGUCCUUCAAGUGAUUUAAUGCAUGCUCAAGUUUGAAAAACACUAUUUUCGAGCACUUGAGGAGCUUAAAAAGAUUACAGCUGCAACGUUUUGUGUGAUAGACAAGAAAAUCACAGAAACAAGUAACUAGAGCAGUGAAGGUAAAUAGGAUGCAGACACUUCCUGCCUUGGCUUUAUUUACCCUUUUUAAUAUGUAGCCUACCAGUCAAUACAUAUAUCUGUCAGUGCACAUGUAAAUAGCCUGUACUUCCUAAACCUUGUAUGGCCUUUCCAUAGUCACGUUCGUCAAAGGUAAACAGAACUCGGAGAAAGAUUCAGCUAGUAAAAGAAGGACUGAAAAAGACUGGUGUAUUUGUGUGUGAGUGUGUAACUGGCCCAGGGUUAAUUCAUUUCUAGAAAGCCACUUUGCCACAAUUCUACAGCUUUUUAGAUAAGGUCAAAAUUAAGUUUGCCCUAUGAAUUUUGUUUUAUCUUGCUUCGUGUAUAUAUUGUUUGGCUUUUUCAUAAAAAUAAUUCUUGGAUUUGUUAUAUAUUGUUCCUGUUAUUUUUGACAUCCUUGCUAUUGUAAAUAAAUUCCUAUUUUGUUUUAAGUUACCCUAGUGGAGUGUUGGCUAUAGACAAAGGCAUACACACAAAUGCACGCUUGCACACACAGAAAUGAGGACAAAUGCACACUUGCACACAUAGAAAUGAGGAAACUUCAGUCACGAUUCCCCAGUUAUUACAAGCUGGAAAUGAUUUACUGCUUCAAUAGUUCAGCACUUCUAGCAACAAGGAAAGCAUCACUUUAGGGCAUAGGAAUAACAUCUAUGCCUACUUGGAUUUUAAAAUAAUUUUUUGACCUUUCAUGAUGUAAAAAUUCAUCAAAUUUGAGGCCAAAAUCUACGAUUAUUUUCCCCUGAUUUUGCCUAUUCUGUUGGUCUGUCAUGUUCCUUCUAUCGCUGAUAUUGGUGAGUACAAAGGAUUUGGAAGGUUAGUAGCCUGCUGAUAGUGUAAAGCUACUGGGAUACAUUGGUAUUGGAAAUUUUAGGAAUUCUGGAUGGCAUUUAGUUAUGUGUAUUACCCAGAAAUACCUGAACACAUUGACUAAAACAGCUGUUAUCUAGUCUUAUAAUUCCAAGAAAGGGCUGUUUCUGCUUGUCCUCCAUACUGGCAUUUGGUUUUACAUGCACAAGCUGUUUAUUUUUGUCUGAGAUUCUUUGAAAUAAGGGCAGCUGCUUGCUGCAAGCCACCUCUUGGAGUUUGGGAGCUUUUCAUUAGGUUUGCCCCUGUAACACUGUAACCACAUUGAAAAUAGACACAAGAACCCAUCAAAUGAGUAUGUGAUUUAUUCUGGUAAAAGCUAGAUUGGAAAACUGAGCAGCUGAAAUGAAUAUCAUCUCCAAUUUGUUUUCCCCCAAUGUAGAUGCAUUCAGUCCCU
Molecule: messenger RNA, 7715 nt
Organism: Ochotona curzoniae (black-lipped pika)
Lineage: Eukaryota; Metazoa; Chordata; Mammalia; Lagomorpha; Ochotonidae
Gene: ZFX
Product: zinc finger protein X-linked
Exons: 8
Coding region: 214-2610 (798 amino acids)
Biological process (GO): regulation of transcription by RNA polymerase II
Cellular component (GO): nucleus
Molecular function (GO): DNA-binding transcription factor activity, RNA polymerase II-specific; RNA polymerase II transcription regulatory region sequence-specific DNA binding; metal ion binding
Source: RefSeq, a predicted model, not a curated record